This is a messenger RNA of Peronospora farinosa, 1596 nucleotides long. The record is from the annotation of a GenBank genome assembly. NCBI's taxonomy places the organism in Eukaryota, Oomycota, Peronosporomycetes, Peronosporales, Peronosporaceae.
AUGAACAUGAAUCCAAAGUACUGCAAGGUGACGGUCAACACCGCGAUGCCGCCUUCUCUGAUACGACGACAAACUGCCGGCAAUGAAAGUAUCCGGUCGUACCAGCGCCGUCGACCGGUACUGCCCUACAAAAAAGCGAACGCCUUCGCUGUCUAUGAUGCGCACGAGGUCUUCAUCGACGACACGGACGACAUCGCUGUCUUGAGCGAAGACGAACCUAUGGUAUCGUCUCGCCGCCGCGCACACACCACUGCAUCCUUGUCUACUUCCGCGCGGCUUUCAAAUAUCCUGAAUCCGCUAUCGCGCAUGACGAUGCGCUGGACGGAUCAGUUGGGAGAAGAAGGGUCUUACAAGGCAAUGGCCUCCUCUACAACAAGCGCAUGCACGACUCCAGAGUUAAUGGAUUCCCCAACGUCGGUAAUGGCUCAGCAGCCAAUGAUGGCUUUGGCCGAUUCGUUCCUGGAUGUGGACACGAACGGGAGUGACGAGAUCAUGCGUCCUACAAUUGAAGAACUUGGGAGUCUAAUGGCUGGAACGCCGCCGAUUCCGGCAGGAGUUACACUCGAUAUGCUACCAAACGAACACGAGACGUCUCAACUAUCACCGUACCUGCGCGACAUAUUGCUGCACAACCAGUAUCAGCAGAGAAAUCUGUCGCGACUUGUGCUCGAAUACAGCGACGAGGAAGGUGAAAGUGAUAGGGAGAUUGAGGACGACGAUGCAAGCAGUACCACCACAGAUGACUACGGUGACGACUUGACUAACCAUUCCGUGGACAUCGAUAGUAUUCGACAAACCCGCCAAGAGGCCGCGGCGAACUUUCAAUCCUCGCUUCUGGACUUGGAUCAAUCAAAGCCACACUUUACAACCAAAGUUCUGAGGCGCGUGGGCGGCUCGGCACGCAAUGUUCGUGAACUUAGCUCUCCACGUUUGAUGAGUCAAGUUACUCGCCCUCGCAAAGCUACUGUGCCAGACCGAGGUGAAACCAUUGCAACUUUGGGUAACCACCUGCACAACGAUGAGGUUCUUUCCGUGCCCAUGUAUCACGGACAGGAACUGCAUCUAGCCUUCAAAACAACAACCGGUCAGACUACUCAAGUCCAAGGCCAUCCCAAGCGGCGUAGCAAAGGCCACAGAAAUCCCUUUUCGCGUCGUGUACGCUGCCACGCCGUUCAAGUGAUUGACGCUUUGGACGAGAGCGACACGCUACGCAUCAUUGGGCAUACUACGGACGGUAUGCUUUGCGGUGGAGAUUGCGUGUCGUUUGCACGCACUGAUGGAAUGGUGCUGCGUAUGCAAAAGAUGUCCAAGAAGCUCACCUUCAGCAACAAAAAUGACGUGCGAGCCCAGUUUAUUAUCACCGGUGUACCUGACCGCACACCCGUGACCUCGACGUCUAACUUUUACUUGCAAAGUAUGUAUGACCGCAACAAAACAGUGGGUUAUCUGCCGUCUCGACGUGCAAACAAUCCGGGUUGCCUCGCUAUGUAUGUUCACCGCAACACGGAAGACAAGGUCGAACCUGUUCAGUUCUUUCAGCGCGCCCCGAGCAAUACUUUGGUUUCUGGUACUACACGUAACAAUGGGAGUGAUUAA